This is a messenger RNA of Puccinia graminis f. sp. tritici CRL 75-36-700-3, 2958 nucleotides long. RefSeq lists its product as uncharacterized. Lineage: Eukaryota; Fungi; Basidiomycota; Pucciniomycetes; Pucciniales; Pucciniaceae. Gene Ontology annotation, molecular function: carboxylic acid transmembrane transporter activity. Gene Ontology annotation, biological process: carboxylic acid transport; transmembrane transport. The record is from RefSeq and is a predicted model, not a curated record. Gene Ontology annotation, cellular component: plasma membrane. The coding region runs from base 916 to 2421 and encodes 501 amino acids. The transcript is spliced from 15 exons.
CUCGUGUUUGGUCUUCCGUAGCAAACAUGACAGAGGAUCAUUCAUCUAUUCGUGUGUGGGCAUCUGUGGGUAUGUUGGCAGAGACAUUUCGAUGUGUUUCACCUCAAUGAUCUCAACUCACAGAGUGCCUCUUCAAGUUGGACGGUCGACGCUCGUCAAGCUUGAAGCUUUCUGCAGCCGACGGCGAGCCAGACCAGGCCAGACCGGAGACUCAGAUCCAGGAGUCGGCUGCUCGUACAUAGUCGCUGUGAAGUCACUAGUGCCACUUUCAAGCUUUGUGCUCCGCUCUUCCGCUGUUGUGUUGUCCCUGUAUUUCUCCCUGCCCGACUUGGCCAUCGUUGCCCGCAGCGUGGGUAAAAAGCACUGGCGAGUUCCGGAACGUGCCAUCUUGAAGCUGCUCGGGAGUUCAAGUGUACUUCGCCCGAACGUUUUGCUCCGAAUCGUUUUCCCCCCAUAUUUGCUUGCUGUAUCGACUCGACUUUAUUGGCUUCUCGCCUGGAACCUGUAGCAGCUGCUCUGUAUUUUAAUAGCCCAUCCUUGCCCAUCCGCUUGGCUCACUCAAGUACAUAAACUUAUGUAUGUCAUUCUUUUAUACACUCACCCAGAUUCACCCUAGUACCGAGUCGCCGACUCCUCCAGCGUAACUCCUAAACCUCAACUUCCUUUCUGAGUAUAGCGGGAUUCUUCCAGCAGACGCCCUUGGCUACCUCAAACAAAUCAAACUACACAACUACACCACCUGCAACUUCCGAAACAAAUUGGACAAGAGCUCUCGGUCAAGUCAAGCACUUCAAGACUGAUAUUGCGGACGGCGCGCUUUGAAUAGUCGACCAAUUCUGAAAUUUACAAGGCUCAUCCAGAUCUCGUUCACAAAUUACAUACUGCUGAAGAAAGCCGAUCAACUUACCCGGUCCAAUGUCCAAGCCAGAUGCUCUGAAACCCCGAAGGUUCGAAGUCAAGGGCCUUGCUCUAGUCUUCGCAUGUGGUACCGCACUGUUCAGUGAUGGCUAUCAAAAUGGGGUCAUCGGAACAGUUAAUACCCUAAUUAAACGGAUCUACGCUGACAAACUGUCCAAGGAGGAAUUGAAGCAAUACAGCACCUCAUUUUCGUCUAUAGGGUUUGCAGGGAUUGUGCUAGGAAUGAUUUCUUUCGGAUUUCUCUCUGAUAGAUGGGGUCGGAAAGCUGGAAUGAUGGCCGCUACUCUAAUCGUAUUUGUAUUUGCGUGUCUGUCAGCUGGAGCAUACGGUGCUGGAGGAAGUACAAUAGGGAUGCUACAAGCCCUCAGUGCCUACAGGUUCUUCGGUGGGAUUGGUAUUGGGGCCGAAUAUCCAUCUGGAAGUGUGGCUGCUGCCGAAAACACCGAGCAGGAAGGUGUUCCAACCAAGUCUCAAAACGGAAUUUUCGCUCUCGCCACGAACGCUAUGAUUGAUGUUGGGUUCGUGUUCGCCGCCCUUGUACCUCUUAUUCUGUAUCAAAUCUUCGGCGAGGAGCACUUGCGCAUCGUCUGGCGAAUGUCGCUCGGCCUUGGCGCCAUUCCACCACUUCUUGUCCUAUUUUGGCGAAUGAAAAUGGCUGAACCGGAAAGUUUCCAGAAAUACUCUAUGAAGCGGAUCCCGCUCUCAGCUUAUCCAUGGAAGCUCUUGUUUCGGAAGUUUGGGUGGCAAUGGUUCGGUUUGUGUCUGGGAUGGUUCAUCUAUGACUUCAUCACAUAUCCUUUCGGCAUCUACGGCUCUACCGUUGUUGACACUAUCACUGGCAAGUCUGCCGACUUGACAAUCGUCCUAGGAUGGAAUGUCGUGAUCAACUUGUUUAACGUUCCUGGCUCCAUAAUCGGCGCGCUGUUGGUGGACAGGAUCAGACCAAAAACGCUCAUGACAAUUUGCCUACUGUUGCAAAUGACUUUUGGAUUUUUCAUGUCUGGCUUUUAUGAAUAUUUGACAAAGCAUAUCGGCGGCUUCGCAGUGAUGUACGGUCUUUUCUUGUCUUUUGGUGAAGCCGGCCCGGGUAACUGUUUGGGCAUGUUGGCAGCAAAGUCAAGCCCUGCGUCUAUUCGUGGGAUAUUUUAUGGUUCGGCUGCUGCUGUCGGCAAGCUGGGAGCUUUUGCUGGUACAUGGAUCUUCCCAGUACUGAUAGAUGCCUUCCCAGAAGGUGCAACCAAAGAUACAGGGCCGUUUUGGGUUGGUAGUGGUCUUUGCGCGCUCUCUGCAGCCGUGAUGUGGUUCACCGUUGUCGAGUUGGAGGAGGAUCACAUGAAAGCUAUUGAUCGCGACUUCUAUGCCUCCUUACAACUCCAAGGGUUCGACGUCAACCAAGUGGGCAUCAAACCUCGAGACAACAUCUCCGACGACUCGAUCAUGUUUCCAUCAGCACCUCCCUUUUCAAACGAAAAGGAUUUGCCAACCGAAAAGGCGAUUGAGUGAUUGUACACACAUACACCCAUCAUAUUCAUAUCGUUCUUCCUGCCACCUCGUCCUCCCUUUUCAUCAGUCAUAUGUCGGAUUUCGUAUUGUUCAACUAGCUCCUCUCAAUGACUUGAUAACUACCUCAGGAAAUAUUUGGCGAUGUACCUCUUGAAUCCACCUCCUGAACUAUCUGUUACACAUAGCCACUGACGUUUCUUUGGAGGCCGUCUUGAUUAUUUUGUCAUCUAAUCUAUCUAUCUCUCAACCUUUCCCUCCCCUUUGCUGUUUUUCAUAUGUACUUUUUUUAUCCUCAUUGUUUGUAUCUAGCACAUCAACUCAUCUCUCACAUUGACAACCACAUUCAUUCAACUUAGUCAUUUUUUUCUCUUUGGUACACUGGAUUUCAUUUUUAAACCACAUCUAUUCACCUAUGCUGAGCUGAUAAUUUGAGUGGAGGUCUCAUACAUUGGAUACUUUGUGAACCUUAAUUAUGUACAUGAAAUUGCUAGGUGUAAAACUCACAAAACAAUUAACAUAGUACCGGACUAACCAAGC